Molecule: messenger RNA, 1011 nt
Organism: Closterium sp. NIES-65
Lineage: Eukaryota; Viridiplantae; Streptophyta; Zygnematophyceae; Desmidiales; Closteriaceae
Source: the annotation of a GenBank genome assembly
AUGUCUUUCUUUGCAGCGACAUUCUUCAGGCGUCACAGCCAAGUGCUCGCCGGGAAGGAGAGGUCGAAGUUUUUGGCGGCCAUCAAGGGCAUCAUCGGGCGCAGAUGGGAUAAGCAGUUGCACAACCCGAUGCAUGCAUUCGGCUGGCUCCUUAACCCGAAGAACCAGCUGGCGAUUGAAUUCCGCAACGACCCCAAGAUCAUCAAAGGGGUCAAUGCUGUGCUGCAGGCACGAGGAGAUGCACGGGCCGCAGCGCUGUUCGUGGAGAGUGGACGUCUCUCACAUGCAGAUUGGUGGGCGAUGUAUGGAGGGGAACUCCCCGAGCUGCAGGAUUUGGCUGUGAGAAUGUUAUCACAGCCUAUCACUGCGUCGGAAGUUGAGAGGUGCUGGUCUGCGAUGGCAAGGGUGCAGCGGCGUGAUCGCAACAGGCUGAGCGCUCAGACCAUGAUCGAUGUCACCACGGUGGCAUUCAGUAGGCGUUCGAGGGUUGCAUUCGACAAGAAGCAGGAAGUGCGCGCCAAACAUUUUGCAGACCUAGCAGCAGGCAAGCUCAACGAGAGCACUCUAGAAAGAGUGACGACGACGGCAAUCGAAAGCUCUGAACCACAGACCGAAGGCUUUGAACCACGGGUUGAAGAGGAAGAAGGUGAUGUCGAUUGCGUGAUUGACUGGGAAGCUCUUGGCAGCAUCGGGAAGAGGAAGAAGAAAGAGGUGACGAAGGGAAACAAGGGAAAGGCGACCAAGAAGCGUUCGGCUGACGAAGACGAUGAGGAGGAGGAGGAGGAGGAGGAGGAGGAGGAGGAGGAGGAGGAGGAGGAGGAGGAGGAGGGGGAGGGGGAGGGGGAGGGGGAGGGGGAGGGGGAGGGGGAGGGGGAGGGGGAGGGGGAGGGGGAGGGGGAGGGGGAGGGGGAGGGGGAGGGGGAGGGGGAGGAGGAGGAGGAGGAGGAGGGGGAGGGGGGGGGGCCAACGCAUGGGACUUUAGUGACAUCGAUGGUGUUAGAUAGAGAGUGA